AUGGCGUCAAUACCACGGGGGGAGCCAAGGGAGCGGGGCCUGCCGUGUGAUUCCUUGCAGAGGCUGGCGGUUACUAGCGCAAUAGAGCAGACCCUUCUCAAAAGGGAUCCUACAGACGAUCUUCUCCAGCAGAAGGGUGAAGCCCAGCUACGGGACUGUCCUCUUUUUGUUUCGUGGAAUAGCCUUUUUGCUUUAUGGUCUGUCUUAAUUCCGUGCGCCGUUGCGUUUCUCUUUGAGGGCGCUAUGGGGUUUUUGGAAUACACGGGUGUCAUGGCAUUUGGGCAGUUGGAUGGCGCAUAUGCCUUUGCCACGUAUGUGCCCCUGCUUAAGGUGCUCUUCCAAUCUGUUGAGCUUGCUCUGAUGGCUGCAGCGGCAAACCUUUUAGUCUAUAGCUUCCUCCGGAAGUUUACUGGUCCCGCACAGAUGGUUUUCCACUAUUCCAUUUACUUCGCGAUUGGGUGGGCUCUACUACUCGGCCCCCUACUUGGGCUGUUUUCGAAACGCAUAAGCAGCAACUUAGAUAAAGACCUCUCUUCCUUUCGUCCCGAUCAUUCCAUUUAUUUAUUUCUAAUUAGCAUUGCAGAUCCACUAACAAGUCUAUUUUCAAUCUUUGUUUCGCAGUUCUUAAUUCUUGAGAAUAGAAUUAUUUUGAAUGCCUCUAGGCACAUUUUCUUAAUGUCUUUUGCAGAAGUCUUCCAGAUCAUGUCGUACUUCUACAUCCAGGCCUUCAACAAUAAUCAGCAAUAUCUCUACGACACCCACGUUAUCCAGGACCCGAAGGAUAUCAAGUACAUUUCUCCGCUUACUGGGACAGCCGUGGGGUCCCUUCUUUCUCAGUUUAUCAUUUCUGUCUGGAUUAUCUUCUUGUUUACCGAUGUUACCAUCUUCGGGAUCUCACAUGAAGGCGUUCUACGAUUUAACUGUUGCACGAGGCAUCGCACAGCCUCGUCCAGAGCUUUGGAAGACAGGCCGCAGCCAAAACCGGCACAGAUUCUCAGGAAAAUGUUCUUAUUUUUCCCGCAAAACUACCUCACUUAUUCAUAUAUUCCACUCAGCAUAUUGCUCAUCAAUUGUGUAAUGAACGCCACCUACGACAAGGAGAACCACCAGAAGAUUCUCUACAACAGGCUGGCGAAUUUAAUUUACAUGCGAUCAUACUCUAUAUUUAGUGCCGUUCCCGUUGCGAUUGCCCUCUCGUUUCGCGUAGUGAGUAUGCACACCCUUCGGAGUGGCCUUUAUCUUAAAACCAAGCGUCUGUUCAUAAUAUCCUUGCUCCAUACCAUUAUUAUUCCUCCUCUUCUUUGUAUUUUUGGGAUGCUCUUCGCCAGACCCAUGAUCACAAUGUUGACACCAAAAAUGGGAAUGCUGUGGGGAGAGACCGCGUCCAAGGAGAUGGUGCUCAUGUUUCCUACGCUGCAAAAGGCUUUUACGGCUGCUGCGCUCUCGCCUAUUAUUACUGGGCCAUACCAUCUCAUCCUCAUAAUAUGUGAGCUGGAAGAAAAGUGGCUUCCUUCACUGCUCCUCUCUCUAGGGCGAACUGUCGUCUGCAUAGUUUCCAUUCUGUGCUAUGGCUUCAUCCUUGGAGACAGCGUGGAUUUUCUUCCAUCAGUUUUCUUUGGCGACAUCUUUGCUAGUAUAGUGGGUGUUCUGUACGCUGUCUACUACUGGAGUAAGUACACACACCUUGCGUCCAUUGAGCAGGCACGUGCACAGCUAGAGUCCCUUGACGAGCAACUUAAUAGGCACAUUAAAGAAGAACACUCAUGCAGCGAAAGCGGUGAAAGCAAAAGUGAUAGCAGCAAGGGGGUAUCAGCUCGCGGCAACAAUAGAUAUGGUCGCGCGAAUGUCGACUAUGGCAGCGCUUUUGAUACUAGCAGCAACAUGACAGGCGAAACCAAGGAGAUUGAUGAUUAG
This is a messenger RNA of Giardia duodenalis, 1914 nucleotides long. RefSeq lists its product as uncharacterized. The coding region runs from base 1 to 1914 and encodes 637 amino acids. The record is from RefSeq and is a predicted model, not a curated record. The transcript has a single exon. NCBI's taxonomy places the organism in Eukaryota, Fornicata, Diplomonadida, Hexamitidae.